CGCAGGACACGUAGGUUAAGUCAGUCGGGAAUCGCCAGUCAGCAUGAAUCAGCAGCAUCUGAAAGUCACAGGGCACUUCUACAAAUACCAGGUGUGGUAUUUUCAGAUUUUGGGCAUCUGGAAACUUCCAGAUGGGGCCACAGGGCAGCAGCGCCGCUGGCACCAGCUCCGAUUCUGUUCGAUCUUUGCUAUUCUCAGUGGAAUGCUGCUGCUGUUCGCCAUGGAGCUGGCCGGCAGCAUUGCCCAUCUGCGGGAGAUACUCAAGGUGUUCUACAUGUUCGCCACCGAGAUAUCCUGCAUGACCAAACUGAUGCACAUGAAGCUGAAGAGUCGGAAGCUGGCGGGCCUCGUCACAAUGAUGAAAUCCUCGAGUUUUUCGACCAAAAGUGAGCAAGAGGAGAAACUAAUGGAAGCCGGAAGGGUGUCGGUGGUGAACUUGCGGAACCUGUACGGCAUUUCGUGCUUAGUGACAGCCACCCUUAUUCUCCUUGUGCCGUUCUUUGCGGGUAACUCGGAGCUGCCGCUGACCAUGUACGAGCUCUGCAGCAUUGAGGGACGAAUGUGCUACUGGGUCCUAUUCCUGACCCACGCUGUCUCUCUGAUGUCCACGUGCUGCCUGAACAUAGCCUUCGAAUCGGUGGCCUACAGUGUGCUCACCUAUCUACGGGUACAGGUGCAGAUGUUCGCCCUGCGCCUGCAGCAGUUGGGGCCGGCUGAGACACCGCAGGAUAACCAGCGCAUUGCCAGGGAGCUGCGCGAGUGCAGUGCCCACUACAACAGGAUUGUGCAGCUCAAGGAUCUGGUGGAGGUGUUUAUCAAAGUGCCAGGCAGUGUGCAGCUAAUGUGCUCGAUUCUGGUGUUGGUUUCCAAUCUGUUCGACAUGUCGACCAUUUCGAUUGCCAAUGGAGAAGCAAUCUAUAUGACCAAGACCUGCAUCUACCAGCUGGUUAUGCUCUGGCAGAUCUUCAUCAUCUGCUACGCCUCCAACGAGGUGACAAUCCACAGCUCGCGCCUGUGCCACAGCAUCUAUAAGUCUCAGUGGACCAGCUGGAACAAGGAAAAUCGCCAAAUGAUUGUGCUUAUGAUGCAGCGCUUAGACUCGCCUCUUAGCUUGCGCACUAUUAAUCCCACUUUCACUUUUAGUCUGGAGGCUUUUGGAUCUAUUGUGAACUGUUCCUACAGCUACUUCGCCCUGCUGAAGCGCGUUAACAGUUAGAAUCUGAUUGUUAUCAAUGGAUUACCUAAAAAUAAUUUCAAAUAUUACCGGGCAACCAUCAAGAUUUCAAUCCUCCCUGCAGCAAUAUGGUCACACUAGUAGCUGGCAAAAAA
Molecule: messenger RNA, 1329 nt
Organism: Drosophila persimilis
Lineage: Eukaryota; Metazoa; Arthropoda; Insecta; Diptera; Drosophilidae
Product: odorant receptor 46a-like
Exons: 2
Coding region: 44-1216 (390 amino acids)
Biological process (GO): detection of chemical stimulus involved in sensory perception of smell; sensory perception of smell
Cellular component (GO): plasma membrane
Molecular function (GO): odorant binding; olfactory receptor activity
Source: RefSeq, a predicted model, not a curated record